AUGGGGGCCUUCGUAUCUGUGGAGACAUGCGAGACUCAUUAUAAUGUUUUACCGAACUGCUCACUCCCUGAACAAGAGAAUGGAAACCAACAUAAAUAUGACUAUAUUGGUGAAUAUACUCGUGGUACCUUUGAGGCCGACCCAGACAUUGCUGGUAUAGGGAUCCUCGGUGUGUUUCUAGGCGUCACCUGCUUCGCCCUAUUUAUCAGUCUGUUAGACAUCUUCUGGCAAUCGGCGAAAUCUUUGGGCUGGAAGCAGACGCUACCGCGAGAACAACGGGUCGGUAAAACUAGCUUCACAGAUAUCUUGGAGACAGUGGUGUUGGCGUGCAGUGAUCAACAAGUGUUUACUGGCGCCGCCUACGCGCUGACUCUGCGAUACUGGAGGGGAUGUACCAUCUCCGCAUACCACUACAACGUUGUCGCCAACAUGAUGCUCCUGACCUGUGCAACACACCUAAUGUCGGUGACAAUUGUCCGGAACUACUGGAAGUACCCGUGGCUCGCUUUCCUGCGGGUGAUCUGCAUCUCCGGGGUCUUCCUCGUCACCGGCCUGCUCAUGGUCAACCAGAACGCAGCUGACGGCAAGAUCAAGUUCCCGACUGGCCUCCCGGCGGCCAACGAGACGGACAGCCUCCUUUUCCUGCCCGCAGCCUGCUUCCAGAGCUCAAAGUCGCCCUUCGUGGCCACGCUGCAGAACACGACGUCUAGCGCAAAUGCCUUCUUUCUGGGGACGCUGCAGGACUCGACACCUAGCAACUUCAUCCAGGGUUGGAACUGGUAUAUAGUUAUUCUUCUGUUCUACGGCGCAGCCAUCAUUGCAGAGUUCAUCAGGUUUUGUCGCCGGGGUCGGAGUAGGCCAGGGUGGCGGGGCCGACUCGGGGCUAGGAUCUCCCGCUUCAUGAAGCCCAAAUCAUGGCAACGGAAGACAGUCUCCUUCAUAUUUCUCAUAUACCUCCUAGGCGGUGCGGGAAUCAGUUGCACGGCGGUGAUCAAGAGCGGGUCCUAUAUAUUUGCUCUGCGGAGCUGGGUUGAUAAGUCUGGCUGGAUAGCACUGGAGAACGACGGCAACCCCGAGAACGAUGCGACAAGCUUCGGGCAACUGGUCCCGAUCUUUCUGAGUGCCCUGGUCCUCUUUACCUUUGCGCAGACCAUCAGUGAUAAAAUCACCGCACACGGAACUGCUAAACACAAGGGCGAGAAACCGCCUCCUCAGGAGGGCACUUUGGCGUACUUCGAUCCGAGCACCUAUAAUAUCAUGGAAUCGGGUGCGGGGGAAAUGAAAUACAACGGCCAUUCCAUCGCCACGCCCGGCACCAUCGACCUGGAGUCGGCACAGCCAUGGCCAGCCAACAAGCCAAUGACACACAUUACGGCGGAGUCGGGCAAGCCCUCGAGCAGCACCUCGAUCGAGCGGCCGGAGGCCCAACAUCAGAUAUCGGAGCCCAUGCUUGCCGGUAACGCGAUUGCCUCAGCCAUCGCGUUUGGCAUUGACCCGGUGGCCGCUCCAGCAACUCCCGGAACGCCACAGUGGGAUUCACCCCACAGCGCUCAACAUGGACAUCAGCCUUACGGAUAUACAAAGGUCACCGCCCCUGAGGAAUCCCACCCAGCUACCACGGAGACCUUGUCGGGCUCUCCACGUCCAGGACAAGACGGUGCUCUGCAACCGCCGAUGGAGCCCCCCACUCCACUCUCCGCCGGCGGCGGAUCGCCCCGGCCGCUCAGUGCCGUGUCGGCCCUCUCAGCGCAGAUGAUCCCACUUCCCGAGACGCCGGAGCCGAGACUAGAGGCGACGGAGCCACACCUAGUUCCGGGGGUGGCGAAAUGA
This is a messenger RNA of Neoarthrinium moseri, 1830 nucleotides long. RefSeq lists its product as uncharacterized. The transcript has 4 exons. The record is from RefSeq and is a predicted model, not a curated record. NCBI's taxonomy places the organism in Eukaryota, Fungi, Ascomycota, Sordariomycetes, Amphisphaeriales, Apiosporaceae. Bases 1 to 1830 code for a protein of 609 amino acids.